CAGCGCCGCGCGAGCAGGCCGAGCCGGAGGGGAGGCCUUGAGCUCGCGGCCCGGCGAGGGCGGCCGCGGCCCCAAGCCCCGCUCCCGGACGCCGCACGGCCCAGCCGAGUGGCGACUCCCGAGGAGGGGACCCCGGCGCCGGGGGAAGGGAAGAGAGGAGGCCGCGCCGAGGGGAGGCGGCGAGCCCGCGGGCCCGGAGGCCUCGGCCGCGUCACAGCACCCACAUGGCCUCCGGAGUGGGCGCGGCCUUCGAGGAGCUGCCUCACGACGGCACGUGUGACGAGUGCGAGCCCGACGAGGCUCCGGGGGCCGAGGAAGUGUGCCGAGAAUGCGGCUUCUGCUACUGUCGCCGCCACGCCGAGGCGCACAAGGAGAAGUUCCUCAGUCACCACCUGGCAGAGUACAUCCAUGGCGCCCAGGCCUGGACCUCGCGAGCCGGCGGGGAGGGGGCCGGGAAGGAAGAGGUCGGGGCCAAGGUGGAGCAGGACGGGGAGGUAGAAAGCGAGGCGGGGGAAGAGAGCGAGUCGGAGGACAGUGAGUCGGAGGAAGAGAGCGAGACGGAGGAAGAGAGCGAGGACGAGAGCGACGAAGAGAGUGACGAGGACAGUGAGGAAGAAAUGGAGGAUGAGCAAGAGAGCGAGGCGGAGGAAGACAACCAAGAAGGAGAGUCGGAGGCAGAAGGGGAAACCGAGGCAGAAAGCGAAUUCGACCCAGAAAUAGAAAUGGAAGCCGAGAGAGUGGCCAAGAGGAAGUGUCCAGACCAUGGGCUGGAUUUGAGCACCUAUUGCCAGGAAGAUAGGCAGCUCAUCUGUGUCCUGUGUCCAGUCAUUGGGGCUCACCAGGGCCACCAGCUCUCCACUCUAGAUGAAGCCUUCGAAGAAUUGAGAAGCAAAGACUCAGGAGGACUGAAGGCAGCCAUGAUAGAAUUGGUGGAAAGGUUAAAGUUCAAGAGCUCAGAUCCUAAAGUAACUCGGGACCAGAUGAAGGUGUUUAUACAACAAGAAUUUAAGAAAGUUCAGAAAGUGAUUGCUGAUGAGGAACAGAAGGCACUUCAUCUAGUGGAUAUCCAGGAGGCAAUGGCCACAGCUCAUGUAACUGAGAUACUGGCAGACAUUCAGUCCCAUAUGGAUAGGCUGAUGACUCAAAUGGCCCAGGCCAAGGAACAACUUGAUACCUCUAAUGAAUCAGCUGAGCCAAAGGCAGAGGGUGACGAGGAAGGACCCAGUGGUGCCAGUGAAGAAGAGGACACAUGAAGGCUUGCCAUCAGAGUGGAAAAUCACCCCUUCCCUUGUAUGUGUGUGACAGCGUGUGUGUAAUGGCUUCUGAUUUCUGUGAAGGCUGCCCAGCAACAAAUGUACUUCCACUGGAUAUGUCCCCAGAUCCAUAGCAGGCACAUAUCUCUCCAAGGAAUGACCAGUUUUAUGCUUACCAUGUACUUCUCAUUCUCUUGUUGCAGUAGGUCAAGGAAAGAGCCCUUUUGAUCAACCAGGAGCAAUUGAAAAGGGUCUUUCAGGGAACUCCUUAAUGGCUGCUUUGAACUGACUCAGGAAAGCUAGCCCCUAUAAUAUUGUGUAAGUCAACAGUAUACUUCAUUAGGAAGGACCUGGACUAAUCAUGAAAGGAAGUCAGAGCUUUUUGCCUACCUACAAACAAAAAACCUACUUUGUUCAUACUGAAGCAUGAAACACAUGAGGACAAAGUGGGGCCUUAUUGACUCAUGUCCACAGUCUCUAAAUAGUCCAGUUCUACCUUUGUGAAAUGUGGUGCCGUGAAUUAGGAUGGAUGGCCUGAAAAUGAGGUUGGAGAAAGAGUUAAAAGCUAGAAAGACACAGAUAUUUUUAGCAUAUGAGGUUAUCCAGGACUUCAGAUUCAUAAUUCAGUGCUAUGGAAAUGAAAAAGAUGAUUGAAGAGGUGGAAAGGAAAUGACCUGGGGGUGGGACACAGAAAAGAGGACCAAAGAAAUCUGAUUAAAAUUUGAAAUCAAUAUUUCUGAAUUUAACUUGCCUGAGUUUCCAAAAUAGUCACUAAAGACUCUGAUAAAACCUGGAUUGUUUAGAUGAGUUCUGCAGGUUUUAUGGGCUUAUCACAACACGAAAGGCUGGAAAUGUGUAUUGCCAAAUGGGAACUUUCAGUGUAGAUUUUUGCCGUUCCCUCUGCCAGGUUAGUUUAAUAUGGCUUAAUUGCAGUAUGGGGAGAAUUCUUGCUACUCUAUAGCUUGCUGAAUUCAGUUCCAUCUCCCAGCAAAUAUCCCUUUAUUUUACAUUAAUUGGAAUCCUUCCCGUGGCACUCCCUACCCACAGACCUUCAGGUCAUCUCUUGCACCCUGGCUCUCUCCUCUUCAGUAACAUGAGCAGAGAUACCCUGGAGCUUAGAUUUCCUGGCCUUUCUCCAUUUCCAAAUCACAAUUUCUUAUAGCAUUAUACCCCCUGGGAAGCAGUGAUGUGCUAGUGAAAUAUAAAAUUGUAAGCUCAAAAGCACGCUUUCUUCCCGAGAUGUCAGUUUUCCUUAACAAAUGGUUUGAAGUCAGGGGAUAACCUUAUUUUUAUAUAAAACAAAGACAGUUAUAUUAUGGAAUAGAAUGUUCAUACACAUAAACUGUUAAGAUAAAAUGAGAGACUUGGAAGAUAAUUCUUGUUUGCAAAUGGGCUGUGUGUUCCCUCCCUCUGCCUUUAGUGGUGUUUCCAUGCUCACUUCUGAGGAACACAAUUGGAACUAUAUCCAAGCCCCUUGGGAUUGUUCCUGCCCAAGGUCCUAAACUUCUAAUACCCCUGAGGCAGAGCCAAGGAGCCUGCCUUUAGGGAAAGCCCUUUAUUCCUGCCUGUCUGCUUGCCUGCCUGUGACCUGUGUGAUAGCUUUGGGGCCAGCUGCUGAGUGUGUGUGCAGGAUAGUUUUGAGGCAGAAACACAACUUGCUUAUAGUAGGAGUCCUGUUUAUAUCAUUUGUAUUUAUGUCAUUGUUCAACACUGUGCAUGUGAUGAAAUGACUUAAUUCCUUUGAGACCAGGAAGCUACCAAGCAUAUAUGCUGCUAGUUAGGGUUAUCCUAGCUCACUGCAUAUGCAAGGAGACUGGGACUGGGAGGAGUUUGAGCUGUUUUUCACCCAAAAAAAAAAAAAAACCUCAAACUGGUGUCCAACAAGUAGCUAAGAUAAUUUUGGUGCUUCAUUUAUCUGUCUGUAAAGACUGGAGAAUUCAGUAUACUGCUAGUUAACAACCUCCAACCAUAUCCACAAAAUCAACCUAAAAGAUGGACCAAUGGCCACUCUUGAAAGAGUUUAAAAUAUCAGAAGAUUUAAAAGACUAGGAUUUGGAAACUUGUAUUGUCUUUCCCCAAUAAUCAUUGUUUGAUCUUCAAAUGGUAUUAGCAAUGGAAAUUGUUUGAUCUUCAAAUGGUAUUAGCAGUGGAAACAUCAUUGGCUCUCCAUACCUGAUCAUAUGUUAUUACUUUAAGUCAGUAUUGGAAAAUCCAAACAUUUAUGCAGUAGAUACCAACAGAAUUGUAGGAAUAUGUGCCAACUUGUCUCAAUAAAUUAUCGUGUCUGUAAUCCUCAAGGAAAGCACUUUUGCUUUUACUUAGAAAGGGUCUCAGAUUUGCUUUAUGGGCUCCUGCUGUCUUCAGCACCUGAUAAAACUUUAACCAGGGAAGCAUUAAACAGCGCAGCAGCUUCUGCCCAGGCUCCUAAGUUCCUGCUGGCAGCGUUUAUCAAUGUACAAACUAGGAUGCUUCCUGCAGUGGCACCAGCUUCCCCCCAGAGCUGGAGCAUGCUGCUUGGCCUUAAGCCCCAGCAUUCUGAGACUUCCCUCCCACCAGGUCAGUAGAAAUGAGAGUGCUCAGAAUUGUGUCCUAACUGGUUGCAGGCAGAAAUCUUUGGGGAGAAGUCAUCAAGGGAUGCAGAUAACGGAUGUCUCCAGAAUGAAUCAGGUACUCACAGCAGUUCCUGGCUGCCUUCCAAAUGUUGGGUUUCUGGAUGCAGAGAGGGAUUUGUCCUUUGAUUUGGUAUCAUUAAAUCCAGGACAAUCCUAAGAAGUGCUUGAACUCUCAGGUUAUUGCCCAGGAAUUCCGGAGAGUAGCCUAUAUUAGGGAUUUACUAUGAGCCAGGCCUUGUACUUACUACACCUUCAUUCUUAGAUGAUAAAACAGGAAGUCAUUGUCUCAUGUUGCACAGCUAGGAAAUAUUGGAGCCAGUUUUGAAUCCAGCUCUCCAGCCUUUCCAGAAAUUCCUUUGUCCCAUCCCACGGGACACCUACAAAUACAGAGGGAGUCAAGAUUUCUGGUUCUCUUGCUGUACUCUGACCAUUAAUUUGAAUUUUUCUCAAAAAGACACUUCAUGGCUAUAGUUUGGGCUCAGAAAUGACAUUAAAGUUGCUUUAUUCCUCUGCUUUAGCAGACGCUUUAAGUACAUAUUGCUAACUUGGGCCUGCCCCUUGCUCCUGAGGGAGCCUUUCCUUUUUAGUGCCAUUUCCCAUAAAUAAGGUGUUUUUCAAAAUAGAAAAAGUGAUGGGUGUUCUGCUCUCUCCUCUAACUUUAUUUAAAAGCAUCUACUACUUUAUUCCUGCAGAAAAGGAAAUCUUUGUAUUUUAGUAAAGGUAAUCUCUCUUCCUGUGCUUUAUUAGGUGAACCAAUUCAAAGUCACAGUAAAUCUAGACUGUCUUAUUGAUACCUGGGGCGGGGGGGUGGAUAUCUAAAUGAUAAAUGUUAUGUGUAUAUAUGUACACGCACACACAAUUUAAGAAUGAAGGGAAGCUCUAAGGAGCCCUUCACUGUUUUGCACGCUACCUUAUUCCCGCCUGAUUACAAGUCCCACCAGAUGAUUGGAGUUUACACGUUCAUUUCCAAGAAGAGUAACUCCCUGGUGGAGGUUUUCAGCUCCUAAAGCACUGAGCCAAGGUGACAGUCCUGAAGGAAAUUUCACUCCAGCUCUCCUCCAUAAUUGUGUUUGUGUGCCUGACCAUUUGGUGACCCAAGCCAUUUUGGUCACUCUACUGGGGCCUGCGGGCUCAAUUGCAGAAUUCACAACCUUGUUGUAGUGGCAGAGCCUAGGAAGUCCUUUCCCCCGACGUAGAAAAUAUCCUCCUCCUGAUUCCUGCAAGUCUGCCCUCAUAUAAUGGCUGUUCAACACAUGCUUUUUAGUUGAAAAUCUCAUUAUGGAUCAAGUCCACCCCAGUCCUAAGAGAAAAAGAAGUCUCACACAGGAGACUCCAGGUCUCAUAUUUUCUUUGCCUAGCAGUGUUUCUUUAACCUGCACCCCCACCCCCACCUCCAACUAACCCAUUCCUAGAGCCAUAAGACCCAGGCAGUUCCUGGGAGGGACAAUAGUACAAUGUGGAAUAUUGGGGACCUGCCAGGUAAGACAGGUUCGUGUGGAAUACUGAGCACACCAAAACAAGGAAGGGACAGAGCAGGAAAUAAAAAUAAAUGAAGACACUGGAGGUACACUGGUACAAAAAAGGCCACAGAACCCAUGCUGGGUUUGAUACGACCAUGAGGGGACAGCACAUUUAUACUUGAUGGGAGUAAAACCUGACUAGUCUUUUUUUACAGUGACAGGCCACACUGCAUGAGUGAGUAGAACCAACAAACCCGUUGUUGUACUCUGCCUGUUUUCCUGUGCAGUCACAUCUCUUCUUCCCCUUCCACCCUUCCACUAAAUAAGGGAACACUCAGUCUUUCAAGGGAAUUACACAUUUGAGUUAAUGUUUCAGUAUAUCAUUUUCAUACUGUAAAUUAUUUUGUAAGAGAGAUUUACUGCUAUCCCAGGAUGUUCAGACUCGGCGCCCCUGUGCAUUUGGAAAUCAAUAAACUAUUACUGGAAAUACCA
Molecule: messenger RNA, 5817 nt
Organism: Marmota monax (woodchuck)
Lineage: Eukaryota; Metazoa; Chordata; Mammalia; Rodentia; Sciuridae
Gene: Trim44
Product: tripartite motif containing 44
Exons: 5
Coding region: 225-1253 (342 amino acids)
Molecular function (GO): zinc ion binding
Source: RefSeq, a predicted model, not a curated record